Eimeria necatrix is the source of this 69-nucleotide messenger RNA. RefSeq lists its product as hypothetical. The coding region runs from base 1 to 69 and encodes 22 amino acids. Lineage: Eukaryota; Apicomplexa; Conoidasida; Eucoccidiorida; Eimeriidae. The transcript has a single exon. The record is from RefSeq and is a predicted model, not a curated record.
AUGUUUGAAAUCUUUUUUGUUUUUUUAAACACCAAAUUAAUCCAAAUGUGUCUUCCUGCAUUCUUCUAG